AUGAACUCCACCAUCCCCACCGUCGACAUCGCCCCCUGGCUAAACCCGGACUCCUCCGAGUCCGCCCGCCAGCACGUCGUCGCCGCCAUGCGUGACGCCUGCACCACCUACGGCUUCUUCAAUCUCGUCGGCCACGGCGUCGCCCCCGCUCAGCGCCAGGAGAUCCUCGACUGCGCCAAGCUCUUCUUCACCCUGCCCGAAGACGAGAAGAUGAAGGUCUGGAUCGGCAACUCCGUGGGUCGCUCGUUCCGGGGGUACGAGCCCCCCGGCAUCCAGACGCACCAGGAGGGGUUGUUGCCGGACACCAAGGAGUGCUUCAUCAUCGGCCACGAAGUCCCCGCCACCGACCCAGAAAGCGGCACCUUCUCCACCGGCCCCAACCUCUGGCCCGCCGCUCUCCCACCCCAAACAUUCCAGGAUCCCAUCCUGCGAUACCAAGCCACAAUGGUGACCCUCGUGCAGACCCUCCUCCGCAUCCUGGCGCGCGGGAUACCCGCCGAAUGGCACUGCGCCCCGGACGCACUGGACGCAUUAGCUCAAAACCGGCCGUCGAUUCCCAUGCGGCUGCUGCAUUAUGCGCCGCAGGCUGUGCAGUCCGACCGGCAGUUCGGAGGUACUGUACACCCCUCACCCCACCACUCCAAUCUAAAUCCUAGAAUAUAA
This is a messenger RNA of Aspergillus aculeatinus CBS 121060, 663 nucleotides long. RefSeq names its product Clavaminate synthase-like protein. The record is from RefSeq and is a predicted model, not a curated record. Bases 1 to 663 code for a protein of 220 amino acids. NCBI's taxonomy places the organism in Eukaryota, Fungi, Ascomycota, Eurotiomycetes, Eurotiales, Aspergillaceae. The transcript is spliced from 2 exons.